This is a messenger RNA of Brienomyrus brachyistius, 706 nucleotides long. It is a transcript of the gene c1d, whose product is annotated as C1D nuclear receptor corepressor. The transcript has 5 exons. Gene Ontology annotation, cellular component: exosome (RNase complex); nucleolus. The record is from RefSeq and is a predicted model, not a curated record. The coding region runs from base 54 to 503 and encodes 149 amino acids. Gene Ontology annotation, biological process: maturation of 5.8S rRNA; regulation of gene expression. Gene Ontology annotation, molecular function: DNA binding; RNA binding. Lineage: Eukaryota; Metazoa; Chordata; Actinopteri; Osteoglossiformes; Mormyridae.
GGAAUUUCGUCACGCGAGGAAGUAAACUUAUAAAACGUGUUUGGGUGCAGAAAAUGGCAGAUGAAGAUGUACCCGUCGAGGAAUACCCUGCCGAGAUCGAAGAGUAUCUGACGGAGUUCGACUCGUCUGUGGACUCUAUGCACAACAUGGUGAAGACCUUGGUGUCCGUGUCGAAGAAUGAGCUCGUUCAAAAACUGGAUCCCCUUGAACAAGCCAAGCUGGACCUGAUGUCUGCUUAUGCCCUAAAUUCGUUAUAUUGGACAUACUUGGUGACACAAGGUGUAAACCCAAAGGAGCAUGGAGUCAAGCAAGAGUUAGAGAGAAUUCGGACGUACAUGAACAAGGUGCGAGAGAUGGCAGACAGGAAGACGGCGGCCCGUCUGGACAAGGCGGCGGCAUCCAGGUUUAUGCGCAGCGCGCUGUGGGAGCCGGGACAGGAAAAGGCGGGCAGCACGCCAGGCAGCUCCCAGGCGAGGGAGUGCAAGAAGCCAAGCCGAAAGUGAGGGGGCGGAGCGGAUGUCGUGACUGAGCGGGCGUCACCGAGGGGGCCACUCAUCUGUGGGGGACGGUGGUGACUUUCUCCGCAAAGUUAACAUCGGAGCAUCAUGGAGAUUUUAAAAGGAGAACAUCCGGUUAUUGGGCGUUUUUUUGUGCAUCAGUGUUGAUGUUGAGUAAUGAAAUGAUUAAAAUGUUCAUUCUUUUUGGA